This is a messenger RNA of Cotesia congregata, 3993 nucleotides long. Lineage: Eukaryota; Metazoa; Arthropoda; Insecta; Hymenoptera; Braconidae. The record is from the annotation of a GenBank genome assembly.
AAAAAUAUUUUAAAAAGUGAGAAUGUCAAGUGUUUUAACAGUUUUGUAUCAAUUGCCAUCGAUCUACUAGUACCAAGUAUAGUGGUGCACAAAGGAAACAGUUCACAGAGCCGGCCCGUAAGUCCCAUCGGUGCAUCCUCGGCUGGGAUGCCGGCUCUUCCCACUGGCAAGAAUGUACUAGUGUCUGGUGGUACAGCUUAUUCAACCUUGGGGGAUCAGGAAAUGAUAGACAGUGAUGUCAAUGUUACUAUUGAAAAUUUAUCAUCUGGGAAUACUGUUACACGUCCUACAUCACUUCCUGUGCCGUCUUGUCAGCCUAGUCCACCCGACAAAAUUGAUUCGGAGUCCAACAAUUACCGCAAUAGGGCAAACACCAAGGUGAAAUUACUAGUGAGAAGCCAUGCAAUGAGGGAAUCAACUUCGCCACCACGUGAACCCCACAAUGGGGCUGCGUCGCCACGUAGCCCCCAACAAUCUGAUGCAAUUGAAAAGAAACUGGGGAACGCGAGCAACGGUGGUCUCUCACCCAAUAAUUCAAAUUCAAAAUUAAACAACGAGUCUAUUUAUAACAAUAGUAACAAUUUGAGUGCCGCCCAAUCGCCAAAACAAACGCGAAAUACCGCAACUUCACCAACUUGCCGUACUCCAUCGAGAAAUGGUCAAUCUAGUCCAUUACAGACACCAAAGAGUGCUAGUACAUCACCAACGAAUAAUCGUGAUAAUAAAAAUGACAAUGGUCAACGAUCUAAAGCUACCAGCCCUCUAGUUGUUACGUCAUCAUCAAAGUGCAAUAAUUGCGUUAAAAACAAUCACAAUAAUGAUAAACCUGGAUUAUUACAAACACCACCAUCGCCUUCGAAAUCAACUGGCGUACAGUAUUCACCAAAAAAUCACGGACAUACAAAUAAUUACAGUAAUAAUAAUUGCCAGCAAUCUCGUAAUGAUAAUCGGCGUUCUCUUAGUGUUUGUAAUAAUCAGUGCUCAAAUCAAUGCUCUAGCAAUACAUUGACUGUUGGUAGUCGCACAAGACACAAAUUGCGGCAUCAAAAUUCAUCCUCACAAGGAAGCGGUAGUUUAGACAGUGUAUCGCCGUGCUUAUCACGUGAUAACAGCACAGAACUCUAUACUGAUAGCACUGGUAUUGAUCUCGAGCAGUUUAUUGCCGUGACGAUAAACCGUAAUCAAAAGGACCGCUCGGUUUUGUUGAAAAUAGAGCGUGAAUUGAUAGAAUUUGCUAAAGACCACCAUAAAGUUUGCCAUAAAUUUCCCAAUAUGUCGUCGUACAAUCGGAUGCUGGUCCACCGUGUCGCCGCAUAUUUCGGGAUGGAACACAAUGUUGACCAAUCGGGUCUUAGUGUAAUCGUAACACGUACCAAGAACAUGAGAAUACCCGACACAAGGUUCAAAGAACACAUUAGGGACGAUUUGAUAUUGACCGAAGAGCCACGUCGCAGUAUACUUAAACGUGACUCUAGUUCGUUUGAAGACGGCUAUAAUUUCAAGUCGCCUGACAGGCUUUCGGGUGACUACUGCCGACGCAGCAAGAGUUUCGAAGAACGGGAGGAGGAAUACGAAAAAGUUCGCCGUCGGAUUUUCAAGGACAGCAGCGGUGAAAGCAAUGAAGUUGUCUCCUGGCCAUACUGGUCGUCUUCGGAAAGUUCCGAUGCGUCGGCACGUUAUCGAUUGCUUCAUCCUGGUGACCAUUCUGGGCGCCACGCUCGUUUGUCCAAGGGUGAAUCUUGCGACGGACGUGAAGCAUUUCGCGGUGUUUUACGUCCUUCAGUGUCUAAGUCGUUCAGUUUUGGUGGGUAUACUCGUGGAAUGCUAUCACGUGGUGAUAGUGUCACUUCAACUCGUAGCGCGGGCGCUAGACUAACUAAACAAGAUUCUGGUGCUAGUAUGUGCUCAAGAUUGAGCCCUUCUAGCAGCGGAUACAAAUCACAAAGCCAACGGAGUGAUACCACGAUAUCACCAUCACCAUCACCCUCGCCAAUUCCCGCGAAUUCUUGCAGUCAUGUACAAUCUAGUCAAAACAAUAACAAUGCCUCAAUAGACACCCAAUCCAAUGAAACAGUCAUUUGGGCGGUCACUAAUAUCUCUAGCGUACCACUGGGUAGCGUAAUUAUGAAUCCACGCACCAAUCAACCGUACACCAAUUCAGAUGGUACGCUUUAUCGCUUUGAUCCCGACAAUCCUCCGAAGGUAUUCAGCGAUAUUGAAGAGAUUCGUGAAAGCCCGUCGUCAGAGACGCCAGAUAAAUUUCCUGAAUUACCUGAGUCUCCUAGACACAAUGUGCCAGUUAAUAAGUAUAGUUCUAAGAAGCAUAAAAACUCUAUUAAAUCAUCACCACCAUCAUCGGUUAGCAACAACAACGCUGUUAGUAACCGUGUAACUAGUACAGCUACGUCCCCAACUCUACCAUACUCAGCUAGUCCUCCGCCAGCGGUGCCCCAACCCAUUCAAGUUCAAGACUUACCAUAUAACCAGCCAAUUAAAUCCCCGCCACCCUGCACUCCCGGAUCAUUGAAUCCGCAAUACCAAAACUACUCUCAGAAUACCGAAUUAAAUUACAAUCCCCCAGUAUUUACAAAUGCUCAACCCCAGAAUAUCAUCCAACGACCACCGGACUUGGCAAUAAAUCAGCAACAGCAGCAGCAACCGCCUCCUCCACCGCCACCACCGCCCCCUGACAUGGUCUUCGGGCAGAACAAUGUCUACGGAAAUUACCCAAUGAUGAUGCAAACCGCCGUUCAUCCCCAAUCAGAAGUAACCGAUCUUUCCGGCUAUUUCAUGGGUAUGAACGUCUAUGAGCAGUCACGAGCCGGGUCAGAAGCGUCGCAAACCACCCCGACGUUCCCAGCACCUCCACCGCCGCCUCCUCCACCCCUUCCGCCACCCAACGGACACAAUGCUCCGAACAACCAAGCUUAUUGGCAGCCGCCUAACCAAGGACAGCAUCCUCAACAGCAUUCUCAUCCGCCCAACCAGAUAGCCCCCCAGCAAAUGUACUUCGUCCCUCCGUCAGGGUCCACCUUGACCUCUAACGACCGCUCUACGAUCCAGCACCAAAGAUUCCCUUCUAAUUACACGUAUAACCCCCAAACGAUGACCCCACCCAACACGGGACCCAAUUAUCCAGUCAACGGCUACCCAAUCUCCUACAAUUCGAUGCCGGCUGUCACUCCUUCACCCACUGACUACUCCUACCAGAAUCCUCUGUCCAUGAUGCCGACUUACUACUCAGGACAACCUGGAAUGCAGCCGCCGAUGAUGUGGCGAGUCCCCACACCACCAACCACCCCCACGUCCAACCAAAUGCCAGGUAUUCCGGUGAUGUACGUCAACUCAGGCACCUAUCCUCCCCCAACGAUGGUCACUGCUGGUUCUUAUGGUCAUCAGUUGUCGGGAACGGCUCCUGCUCCGCCUGGAGCCGUCUACAUGACGCCUUCUCUUCUGCCCAAUCUGCCAAACCUCGUGUUCCGACAGAAUGUACCCAUGAUGACCAGUGGAAUCCGUGCAUCAACGCCUUCUGGGUCUCAACGGACCAGCAGGUCGCCCACGCCAGGUCACGAGUAUCCUAUCAACUCACCAAAUGGACCCACUGUUAAUGGCGUGGCUGGCAUUGACAACAGAAACGCACAAGCACAAUCGCGUUACCCACUGCCAAUGUACCAGGGUCUUCAUAUUGUGCCAGGGGACAUUAGACUGAUGCAUCCAGGCAUGGCGAACAAUCCCCGGCUCCAGUACGCUCCUGGACCAUCUCCAUCAGUCGUUCAAGGCUGCCCUCGUCCUUUCAGACCACCAUCUUACUCUUCUAACUCUGGAUGUCCUACGCCCAACUCUUUUGAUGGACGGAACCAAAAAAUUCGCAAACAAAGGUCCAAGGUCACCACUUUGCCAUCAAACGUCAGGUCCAAUGUCUAUCAAGUUUCUUCUAUGCCUCCAAACCCGCCCAAAGAUAUGCAAGGAACCGUUAAAGUUACAAUAAAUCGC